Messenger RNA from Osmerus eperlanus (European smelt), 1704 nucleotides. RefSeq names its product putative protein MSS51 homolog, mitochondrial. The record is from RefSeq and is a predicted model, not a curated record. The coding region runs from base 141 to 1295 and encodes 384 amino acids. Lineage: Eukaryota; Metazoa; Chordata; Actinopteri; Osmeriformes; Osmeridae. The transcript is spliced from 6 exons.
GUCUCGAGUUGUCAGACUGUUCUAGAAAGGGGAGCACAGGUGGUAUAAACUUGGAGUCUCCAGUUGGCGGUCCGAAUCUAAGUAGGCCUACCCCACGCAAAGAGAAUCAUUCAACAACGCUUGUCACCAAAGAAAUCCUAAUGACAGAAUCCCAGAGGACUGCCCCAGAGGCUAAAGGCAAACCCAUGGCCUUCCGGUCUCAGAAAGAGAUGUUUGAGAAGAUGGAGGAAUCGUACAGGUUCUGUGCUAACUGUGAAACGAAGCCUGGUCAACUUUCAAACACACAGACACUGAAGCGUUGUGUGAGAUGUCUAAAUGUGUAUUACUGUUGCAAACAAUGUCAGAAGACUGACUGGCCCAAGCACAAGACGUUUUGUUCACAGCUGCGCCUCAUAUCCAUUGACAGAUUUGUGGACUGGCUAGUGUUUAAAGGAGACCUCCCGUUCCCCACAGAGAAGUGGUCACGCCCGCAGUCCGAGGUCAAAACCUGGGACGACUGGCUGGCCAUGCAGGGGGACCUCACCCCCCGUCAGGACGCCAUCAUGGCUGGUGCUAACAUGAUAGACUUGUGGAACAACGCCGGAAGGCCCAGACCAGAGGACGAUGACUUGAGGCAGUCGCUGUGGCGAGUCUCAAGCGAGUUCUUUUCCAGGCCACUCAGCAUUGCCUUAGGGCUGAGACUAUUUGGCCUGAACCCUUACUCCAGACCCCUCACCAUCCACCUGGUAGGAGCAGGCCAGAGUGAGACCACGGGGGCCAGACUGACAGACUACGACGAGCUCAACCGCAUGUUCCCUGGGCACCAGGGUCUGGAGGUGGUGAUGGUGGGGCCGGAGGUGGUGGAAGGCCCCAUUAUGAGGCCUCCUCUCAGGGCGUUCGGGCCCAGACAGAGGGUCUACAUCAGCGCCUACAAGGGCCUCUACCACCAGUUCUGGGAGGACCUGGUGGAGAAAGAGGAAGCGGCCAAGCCUGAUCUGGUGGUUGGAUUUCACCCAGGUUUUGAUGCAAGCCAAGGCCUGGAUGAGGGGUGGUUACCGACACUACUGCUCCUAAGAGAUUAUGAGAUCCCCUCCUUCUUCACUGCUCUGAAUGAGACAGAGAUGACCUACUCACUGCAGAUCCUGUUGGAGUUGGAGAUGGACUUGAAAGGCAGUGGGCCCAACCCCUUUGCCUCACUGAAACCAGAAAUGGUUGGGUCCUGUCCAAACAAACCGCCUAUGUACUGCAACUCCCACUACUUCUGCUUUCAGGGGCUUCUGGAGACCGCCCAGUUUGAAGAACCAGAGGAGAGCUGAGAUAUGUUGAGUAAUUAGUCCAACAUUCAAACCGCGUUUCUCUGAUAGAUUACGGAUUUGGCUUUCUCUCUGUCUGAGAAACAAGCCUUCAAACAGUUCACUACACUGUGAUUUUGUAAUACGAUAAUACUACGUUAUAUUUUCUUUUUUACCAUUUAUGCAACAAAAUCUUCUUUUUAAAGACGGCCUGGCAAGAGGCAAAUGACUCAAGGCAUAACGUAUCGCCCUUGUCUAACUGUAAAGCAUGUUUUAUAAACAGUAAUCAGGAGGCUAUGCAUUGUGUGCUCCUUUGGUAAAUACAGUAAACAUUUGCAUCAGCUAUCUUAGUUCAUUUCCAUGGAGGGCUACAUUCAACUGAACUUACUGGUUCCCUCAUUAAAACUAUUGUGUUUAUUCUAGUUUUAUAGGA